Molecule: messenger RNA, 4001 nt
Organism: Panthera uncia (snow leopard)
Lineage: Eukaryota; Metazoa; Chordata; Mammalia; Carnivora; Felidae
Gene: SGSM1
Product: small G protein signaling modulator 1
Exons: 9
Coding region: 271-1884 (537 amino acids)
Biological process (GO): activation of GTPase activity
Molecular function (GO): GTPase activator activity
Source: RefSeq, a predicted model, not a curated record
AGGAAGGAAGGUAGGCAGGCAGGAGGAAGGGAAGGAAGGAGAGAAGGGAGGGAGGGAGGGAGGAAGAUAAGAAGGAAGGAAGGGGGAGGGAGGAAGAGGGAAGGAAGGAAGGGAGGGGAGGAAGGUAAGAAAGAAGGAGGGAGGGAGGGAGAAGAGGAAGAGAACAUUGAAAGAAGUAGCUUUGCACGUUUGUGUAUCCCCAGGGCCUAGCCAGGGCCCUGCACAUAGUAGGUGUCCGGUCAAUGUCUGUUGGACGUCCGUGAAUGAUGAAUGGGUGUCUCCAGUGCUCAAGGUCCCAGGUCAGAGCUGGCAGUCUCUUCUGGGUUGGGCCGGCUCUCCCCAGGGGUGACCUUGCAUCUGCCCUGGCAGGUGGAUGAGCAGAUUCACGCGUGCUACGCACAGACCAUGGCUGAAUGGCUGGGCUGCGAGGCCAUCGUGCGGCAGAGGGAGCGGGAAUCCCACGCGGCUGCCUUGGCUAAAUGCUCAUCAGGGGCCAGCCUGGACAGCCACCUGCACCGGAUGAUGCACCGGGACUCCACCAUCAGCAAUGAGUCCUCCCAGAGCUGCAGUUCAGGCCGCCAGCACGUCCGCCUGCAGAGCGACUCCAGCAGCAGCACACAGGUGUUUGAGUCUGUGGACGAAGUGGAGCAGGUGGAGGCAGAAGGCAGGUUGGAGGAGAGACAGCCCAAGAUCCCCAACGGGAACCUGGUGAAUGGCACCUGUUCCCCGGACUCCGGCCAUCCGUCAUCCCACAACUUCUCCUCGGGCCUCUCGGAGCCCUCGGAACCCAGCCUGAGCACGGAGGACAGUGUCAUGGACGCCCAGCGGAAUGCCCCUCUGGUGCUUCGACCUGGGGACAGCAGCGUGGAUGACGGGCAGAGCAGUGAGGCCACCACCUCCCGGGAUGAGGCCCCCCGCGAGGACCUGGCCGUGCAGGACAGCCUGGAGAGCGACCUCCUCGCCAACGAGAGCAUGGACGAGUUCAUGUCCCUCACUGGCAGCAUGGAUGUGGCCCUGCCCGGAAAGGAGGGGGCCGCGAUGGAGGGCUGGGGAGACAGUGAGGUGGGGAAGCACAGCCGUGUGGACAGUGAGGACAACCUCUCAGAGGAGCCCGAGAUGGAAAGUCUCUUCCCCGCCCUGGCCUCUCUGGCCGUGGCCACUUCUGCCAACAACGAGGCGUCCCCCGUGUCUUCCAGUGGCGUCACUUACUCUCCGGAGCUCCUGGACCUGUACACCGUCAACCUGCACCGCAUCGAGAAGGACGUGCAGCGCUGUGACCGCAGCUACUGGUACUUCACGCCCCCCAACCUGGAAAAGCUGCGGAACGUCAUGUGCAGCUACAUCUGGCAGCACAUUGAGAUCGGCUAUGUCCAGGGCAUGUGUGACCUCCUGGCUCCACUGCUGGUCAUCCUGGAUGACGAGGCCCUGGCCUUCAGCUGCUUCACGGAGCUCAUGAAGAGGAUGAACCAGAACUUUCCCCAUGGGGGCGCCAUGGACACGCACUUUGCCAACAUGAGGUCGCUGAUCCAGAUUCUGGACUCCGAGCUCUUUGAGUUGAUGCAUCAGAACGGGGACUACACUCACUUCUACUUCUGCUACCGCUGGUUCCUGCUGGAUUUCAAGCGAGAACUUGUCUACGAUGACGUCUUCUCUGUCUGGGAGACCAUCUGGGCAGCCAAGCACGUCUCGUCCGCCCACUACGUCCUGUUCAUCGCGCUGGCUCUGGUGGAGGUCUACCGUGACAUCAUCUUGGAGAACAAUAUGGAUUUCACAGACAUCAUCAAAUUCUUUAACGAAAUGGCUGAGCGGCACAACACCAAACACGUCCUGAAGCUGGCCCGGGACCUCGUGUACAAGGUGCAGACUCUGAUUGAGAACAAGUGAGGGCCACCUCACCCCGGCCCUGUCAGCCGUGCCGCCACACACCUGUCCAGCCCGCUUUUCCUCGCGGCGGCCCCGGGAGCGAGGUCCUGGUGUCUGUUCAUGAGCAUGGACUUCUGUGCAGAGAGAAACUGCCCCAACUUUGGCCGCCAGGCAGGUGGGGUCGAGGGUUUGCCCCUUGAGUUCAGCCUUACGUUUUCCUGUUUGACCAAAGAUUGUCCAAGUCUGGGAUUUCUCCCUUGUGGGAGUUGGGGUACGUCAGUGGAUGGAGGGAACAGUUUCAUUUGUGGUCUCCAGAAUGGUUGCCUCUCUCUUAUUCUGUCCCAACCCCUCCAAACUGUUCAGUCAGGGGAGACUUGGGGAAGGAGUUUUUCUUGGGGAACUAGUGUAGGAGAGGUCUGUGGGGCUACCUCUAUACUCUGAAAGGGGCCUCUGGAGAUGUUCCAGAACAUGGCCGGCAGGCAGGCUUGGAGCAGAGUUUCUGCACCUCCCUCGGCGCUGUUGACGUGGUGCUGGGUGAACCGUCUUCUGAGAGGGGUCGUCCUGUGCAUUGUUGAAAGGUAAGCAGCAUCGCUGGCCUCUGCCUGCAAGAUGCCAGUAGCGCCCCCUCCCCAACCCAGCUGUGACAACCCGAAGGGUUUGCAGAUCUUGCCACAUGUCCCCACUUGAGAACCAGUGGCACAGAGGAGGGGCUGCAAGUGUAUCUCUUUCCCCCCCUUUUGUUUAACCACCUGCUCCUGAGGCUUUCUCCCACUUAGAAAAGGCACACAGGAGUCCACAUCUCUCUCGGGACUUGGAUUCUGUUUGUUGUGGUCUCUCAUUUUUUUUCUCCUCCACCUGACCCCAGGAGAGACUUCUUUCCUUCUUUUCAAGAAAGCCUCUCCCUGAGAGGCUCCCCGGAGAGGGAGGGAAGGGCGGAAGGGCGGAACAGUGAGAAGUGUGGUAGGUGUGAGUUAGCCCGAGGUCCCGCCCAAAGCCCUCCAGACAGGGUGGAGUCCACAUCCCUUUCUUCACCUCCUAGGGAAGAUCUCGCCUCUCCUUCUGCACUUUGGGUCUGAUGCUCCAGAAGUUUGGAAGGUGUGUGUGAGUGGCCGCCACUUCAAGGGAGGUGGGGGAAGCUGGCUUUUCCCUAGGUGCCUUUGAUCACUCAGGACAAAGGAAGAACAGGAAGGCAGAGGUCCACCAGAGUAGACUGUGAUGGGUGUUUUCCUUGGAAAAUAUGCUGAUGAACUGGCCCCCGGAACAUGGAUGGCUGAGUCUGGAAGCGGUCCCCUCCGGGUCUUCACGCAAAGGGUCGCCAGUCACAAACAGACCCCGAGUCAGCUGGUUCACCCUGCCUACCUGUCCUUUGAUAGAGCAGUCCUGCCAGCUCUUUUCUGAGAACACACAUGGGAGAAACAGAGUCAGGUUGGAAGGCUUCUCCCCAGAAUGGAAGGUAGGAUUUUGGAGUGGGGAGGAGACUCAUAAGCAUAAGGAAGCAUUCACAGAGAGGGUACAUUAGUCCUCUGUCCUGAGCAAACCAGGAGGGGGAGGAACCCCUACCCUGCGUGCUUGUGAAGGCUCGCCCUUGGGCCCCAGUGCCUUCAACUGCAUCCCUACCCCCCAGCCCCCCACAUGGGGCCUCCUGAGCAGGACAGACGAGACCUAAAUGUCCCUUGCCUCUGAAGAAUGUGCUCCGUGAAAAUUGUACCUCCUGGCUCUGGUCCCCCACCUUCCCAAGAUGAGGAAAACACAUCCAGAUCAAAGUUUUCCUAGCCACUCAGCUCUUCGUUACAGAGGACAUUAUUUUAGCAAGACCCGGGUCCCAGACCUUCCGAUUCUGAUUUAUUUUUCUCGACAGACUAGUCCCAAAGUAUAGCACACAAUCUCUUCUCCGCCUUCUCUCGUGGUGUUCCAGAGAAGUGUCCGUGGUUGUGAUUUGGAACAACUCCUAUUUGUUCAGCUUACAGUGUUUAUUUUGGUCUCCGUACAUUGUGCGUCCUUGUGUCCGGGAAUCGAGUGCGUGGGAGUCAUUCUGUCCGUGGAGUGCCCUCCUCCUUCUCUCAGUGUUGCCAACAUAUCUUGUAACUGUUUACUGAAGAGUUGUGUCUAUAGAGAGAGAAAAUAUAUAUAAACAGAGA